Yamadazyma tenuis ATCC 10573 is the source of this 3534-nucleotide messenger RNA. NCBI's taxonomy places the organism in Eukaryota, Fungi, Ascomycota, Pichiomycetes, Serinales, Debaryomycetaceae. The record is from RefSeq and is a predicted model, not a curated record.
ACUAUCAUUUGUACAAUACGACAAUGGGUGAAUUUGCUCCUUUAAAAAACGACUUGAUUCUUAGAGCUGCCAGAGGUGAAAAGGUCGAAAGACCACCAAUAUGGAUCAUGAGACAAGCUGGAAGAUAUCUACCAGAAUACCAUGAAGUUAAAGGAAAGAGAGAUUUCUUCGAGACUUGCAGAGACGCCGAAAUCGCCAGUGAAAUCACCAUCCAGCCAAUAAACCACUUCAACGGGUUGAUUGACGCAGCCAUUAUUUUCAGUGAUAUCUUGGUGGUACCCCAGGUUAUGGGGUUCGACAUUGAAAUGGUUGAAGGUAAAGGUCCUGUGUUUGUUGAUCCAUUAAGGACCCCAGCCGACUUGGCCAGAGUCAACUACAAGCCGGACGUAUUGAAAGGCUUGGAUUGGGCAUUUAAAUCCAUUACUUUAACAAGAAAGAAGUUGGAGGGAAGAGUUCCAUUACUCGGAUUCUGUGGGUCUCCUUGGACUUUGUUGGUGUACAUGGUAGAAGGACAAGGGUCAAAGAUGUACCGGUUUGUCAAGCAAUGGAUCUACGAGUACGUGGAAGAGUCCCAUAAAUUGUUACAGGCGAUUACUGACUGUUGCGUUGAGUUUUUGGCGCAACAGAUUGUUGCAGGUGCCCAAAUGAUCCAGGUAUUUGAUUCUUGGGCCGGAGAAUUAGGUCCUGCUGAGUUUGCCGAAUUCUCAUUGCCUUACUUGAAGCAAAUCGCCGAAAAGCUCCCAAUCAGAUUGGUUGAGUUGGGUGUACAAGAGAAGAUUCCCAUGACGGUAUUUCCAAAAGGUGCGUGGUAUGCUUUGGAUGAGCUUUGUGAUAUUGGAUACGAUGCCAUCUCUUUGGAUUGGUUAUACGACCCAGAGGAUGCUGUUAAGGUUGUAAAUGGAAGAAGGAUAACCUUGCAAGGAAACUUGGAUCCGGGUGUUAUGUACGGGUCUGAAAAGACGAUUAGUAAAAAGGUUGAGAAGAUGAUCCAAGGAUUUGGGGGUGGUAAACAGAACUACAUUAUUAACUUUGGACAUGGGACUCAUCCGUUCAUGGAGCCUGCCAAAAUUGAGCAUUUCUUGAAAGAAUGCCAUAGAUUUGGUAGCCAAUAGUGUGACUCGCUCAUAGGGUUGGGUUAUAUAUAAUGACUAACAUGUGUAAUUGUACAUAGAUAAUCAAAUGUCUGCGAAAAUCCAAGCAGAGAAUUUCCUUGAGUCAUAUUCAAUAAUGUCUGGAAAGAACAUACCCAAGAACAGUUUGUACGUGUUUAGUCUUUCACAGGAACUAGUGGAAAGCCUUGAGCUUGUAAAGUUCGAUGUGUCUGAACAGCAUAACUUGGAGACCGCACCAAAGGCUUUGAAAGUCCAGAGACUCCGUGAUGAUGAUGAUGAUGAUCUCACCAAGUACAACCAAAAGAGAGAGGCAAAAGGGUUGAGUAGACUAACUGAGGACGAGUUUGACAGAUUAUUGGAACAAGGAUCUGUCGAGAGUAUCUCAGGUUCUGAUACUGAUUCUUCCAGUGAUUCAGAAGAUGAGGAUGAUGCUCUCUAUAAGCGUCUUACAGAAACAAAGAUAUCGGAAGCGAUUAUUGAUGAAACUUCCAACGCCUCACACUUGAACUCGAAGUCUUCAUCCAUAUUCUUCAAGUCCCUGAUGCUUUCAGGUGACAAACAUCUUGGAGCUUUCAAAGCAUUGUUUUCACCAAAGGAAAUGAUGGACCCAAUCACAUCUUUAAAGACAUGGUCAGAUCUACAGGAUACCGGCAAGUCUGCACUUUUCAUGAUGGGAGGAGGGCAUUUCGCUGGUGCCAUUAUUUCCCACAGAAGGAAGAACAUAAAGGGAAAUGCAGUGAAUCAUAAGCUUUCUGUUGAAGAACAAAAAGUUGAAAUCAUAAAGUCCAAGACUUUUCAUCGGUAUACCACCAGAAGAAAACAAGGUGGAUCACAGAGUGCAAAUGACAAUGCGAAGGGAAAUGCCAAAUCUGUUGGGUCCAGUAUCCGUAGAUACAUGGAACAAGCUCUUAUACAAGAGAUCCGAGAUUUGCUCAAGCUGUGGGAAAGUGACUUAAACCAGUGUAAAUCCAUAUUCAUAAGAGCCAAUGCUUCACAAGGGAAGAAAACUUUGGUGGGAUAUGAAGGUGCGGUUAUCAAACAAGGUGAUGUCAGAAUCAAAAGUUUCCCUUUCACAACCAAGAGAGCUACCACUUCUGAAUUGAAGAGAGCCUGGACACAGUUGGCAUAUUUGAGCAUUACAGAUGCAGUCAAAGAAGACAAACUGUUGAAGGAAAGACUCCUAAAACAACAGGAAAACCUUAUCAAAUCCACACAGCAGAAGCAACACACCAAGGAGCAAGAAAUUACGGAAUCAGAUAAACAAACGGUCGACUUGUUAGGGUUUGCAAAGAGGCAGAAAGCUCCAAUGUUGAUUAACUUCUUGAAGAAACAUAACCUCUCUCCAAAUUUGGAGUUGACCCCAACUUCCCAGUAUGUACUUACACCAACCUUGUUGCAUUUUGCUGCUGCAAAUGGUUUGACGCAUAUUGUUCAAGUUCUAUUGGUGAAUUUAAAGGCAGACCCUACACUUAAAAGUACACUGGGAAAAGUUGCAGCCGAGUUGAGUUCCAAUAAACAGACAAGGCUGAUUUUUCAAUUGGCUCGACACAAGUUGGGUGACGACUAUUGUGACUGGGAUGCAGCCAAGGUGGGGGAUGCUAUGACGAAAGAGCAGAUAGAAAAAGAAGAGCAAGAGGAGAAUGAAAAAAUUAGAUUAGAAAAACAGAGACAGAUCCAAGAGCAAUUAGAUUUGAAGACUGAGAUGGAGUUGAAAAAACCCACAUUCUCUAGCGGGGGGCAGUUGGGAGGAGUAUCUUUACUUUCCAGUACCAGUGGAUUAAACGAAGACCAAAAAUCGAGAGUUUUGAGAGAGCAAAGAGCUCGAGCAGCCGAAGCCAGAAUGAAGAAGUUUGAGGCUUAAUAUAUGCAUAUUUAUAUUUAUUGCAGAGGUUCGUAAUCCGACUCAUAGAAGAUUGGCGAAGACUUAUUCAAAGGGUCUGGUGAAAAGUGGUCGACUUCUGGUGUAGCAGAUUCAACCGAAUUCUCUUUGGAGCUAUCUUCAAGUAACGGGCCUUUGCCGACCGGAUUAGAAACCUUAGUAAAUACAUAACUAAUAGCUGUAUUGCUCUUCGUCUUCUUUAUAAUUGUUUGAACAAUAUCGUCAGGACAAUUGAAAGCAUUGAUCUUAGGAUCGUGAUGCUUGUAAUCAGAUAAUGCAUUUUUGAAGGAUUGCUUCUUUCUAGACCCAGCCUGAUCCAUUUGACUAUAGUUCAAUGCUGAAACCCACCCACCAUCCAGAAGUGAAGAUGAUCUCACUGCUGAUUGUUGGGCAUCUUCAUUAUCAGCUUCUGAGGUAAGAAUAUCGGAGACUUCUGGUUCUAGCUGUUGUGUAUCUCCCUGUCCUCCACAAUCACAUUCCAAAAGAUCGUGAGUAUUGCAAUUGGUGUACUCAUGAACAGUGAAAAGAUCUUUCAAGUCAUUC